AUGAACAAAAACGGAACAGCUAAAAUGAAUGAUAAUCAAAUUAGAGCAGAAGGUAGAAGGUUAUUUAAACGCUUCUAUAACAUUCCUGAUGGUGUUAAUCCUAAAACUCGUAGAAGCUAUUUAAAUGAAGCAAUAGAUGCAUAUGAAGGGUUUGACAUUUCAUCAGAAAGUGAGAGAUUAGCGAGAAUGUUAAAUGUUAAUAUUGAUUUCUAUUAUUGUGAUCCUCAACCAGAAGACGUGGACAUAAAUAAGGUAGACUUUCCAUUAGUGGAAUCAAUAAUGAUAGAUCCAGAAUUUGAAACAGUAAAUAUUUUAUUAACACAGAGUCCAUGUGGAAAACUUCACGCUGACAGAAUAACAGACGGUGAAGCACUCACCGGCUAUAAAGUUUGUCCAUAUUGUAAAGAAGAAGUUUAUUCUAUCCGUGAUGAUCCAGAAAGGAAAAACCAAAGAAGAUUUUUAAAGCAUUGUGAGAAAUGUAAAGAAAAUAAUGGAAGAUUAAUUCAAGACGUUCAGUUGCAAAAGACACAGCAACCAUAUGCACCACAUAUUACGAAACAGAAGAUAUAUCAGUGGUUAUUAGCUCACAAUUUGCAGAAAUAUUAUAAACCGACAAGAUAUUAUAUUACUUUUGACUUCGAAACAUUAGAGACUAAAGAAGAAUUACAACUUUCUGAGUGUGCAACUUUGAACGCUUACUUAAAACCAUUCAUGGUAUCAUCAACGGUUAAAUUAAACGAUAAAACAUAUACGAGGAAUUUUUGCUUAACUUCGAGUGAUUCUUUUAUUUCUGAUUGGAUUGAGUUUUUAUUUUCAACCUGUUCAUUAGUUGCUAAAUCGAAUAUGAGUCAAUACGAUGAAUUAUUGAAGUCGCAAACGGCGGGGACUUUGUCUCAUACAUUAAAUGAAAAACAGAAGGAAGCAUUUAAAGAACUUCUAGAUGAGGAAUUCAAUAAAGUGAAUAUCAUAGGUUUUAAUUCGGGAAAGUUUGAUUUAAAUUUAAUUCUUCGUGAUUUAAACACUGCAAAAUGGAAAAUAAAAUCAAUGCUGGGUUCAUCUUCACAAUUUAAGCAAAUCAUUGUAAAGAAAGUAAACUGUCCAUAUGAAUUAAGAUUUAUUGACAUCAGAAAUUAUAUAGCGGGUGGGACAUUAGACCAAUUCACUCAAGAUUUCGGAAACAAUAAAUCACGUGUUAAAUCCUUUUUCCCUUAUCAAUUCAUCACGUGGGAAAAUUACGAAGAAGAAUUAUAUAAAGUGGAACCAUUCACGAAAGAUUCAUUUUAUUCAGCAUUAA
Trichomonas vaginalis G3 is the source of this 1294-nucleotide messenger RNA. Its product is annotated as DNA/RNA polymerase superfamily. The record is from RefSeq and is a predicted model, not a curated record. NCBI's taxonomy places the organism in Eukaryota, Parabasalia, Trichomonadida, Trichomonadidae. The annotation marks the transcript as partial. The transcript has a single exon.